AUGCUAUAUAACAAUUAUGGUUUUGAAGAUAUAAUCAUCGUCAUGGGUGCUCGUCUUUCUCGAUCCGAUUUUCAUUGGGUCUAUACUGAUGAACCACAUACCACACGUCGAAGAGAAAUGUUACAAAAAUAUCCCGAGAUCAAACAUCUGAUGGGCCACGACUGGCGCAUUGCAGCUCAAGUCGUUCUCACCGUUGUUAUUCAAAUAGUGAUAGCCAUUUUAGUUCAAGAUGUUUCAUGGAAAUAUGUUUGGUUCUUGACAUAUGUUAUCAGUGGCACACUCAAUCAUUCACUCUCUAUCAGUUUUCAUGAAAUCGGUCAUAACUUAGCUUUUGGUAACCAUAAACCAUUAGCGAAUCGAAUACUUGGUUUCGUUGCUAAUUUACCACUCUGUAUACCGUCAUCUGUAACAUUCAAAAAAUACCACAUCGAUCAUCAUAAAUUUCAAGGUGAUGACAUGCUCGAUCCUGAUCUGCCAACUUAUUUUGAAGCAUGGUUGUUUCAAUCGCGUGUUGGUAAAUUCUUCUAUAUUUUGGCACAACCAUUACUUUAUGCCAUACGGCCAUUAUUACGUGUACCGAAACCUGUGACAUUACUGGAAGUGGUUAAUCUGUUAAUUGAAUUGAUUUUCGAUGCAAUUAUCUUCUAUUUUCUCGGACUGAAAUCAUUUGUUUAUUUAUUAUUCGGUACAUUAUUAGGCUUAGGUCUCCAUCCGAUCUCGGGCCAUUUUAUAUCUGAACAUUACAUUUUUGUCGAAGGCUAUGAAACAUAUUCCUACUAUGGCCCAUUGAAUUACUUAACAUUCAAUGUAGGAUAUCAUAAUGAACAUCACGAUUUUCCAAACAUUCCCGGUUAUGCUUUGCCUCAGUUGAAAAAGAUCGCACCGGAUUAUUAUGAUAACCUUCCUUGCCAUUAUUCGUGGACAAAAGUCUUGUAUGAUUUCAUUCGUAAUCCUGCAUUAGGUCCACAAUCACGUAUUCGACGAACAAUUCGCUCUGAGGCAUUGAAGACGAAGAAUGCUAUUGACAUGAAGAACAAAUCGAAAGUGAAUGAAAUUCUUCAUGAAGUCGUUGAUAACAACAACAAUUCACAUCCACAUAUGUCGAAAGAAGAACGCAAGUUACUCAAUAUGAAGAAACAUUCCAGUCGAUUGCCAACAGCAGUCAAGUCUACUGACCAACAUACAAAGAAUGAAUAA
Molecule: messenger RNA, 1197 nt
Organism: Adineta ricciae
Lineage: Eukaryota; Metazoa; Rotifera; Eurotatoria; Adinetida; Adinetidae
Source: the annotation of a GenBank genome assembly